Messenger RNA from Exaiptasia diaphana, 1146 nucleotides. RefSeq names its product AT-rich interactive domain-containing protein 4A. The coding region runs from base 153 to 836 and encodes 227 amino acids. Gene Ontology annotation, biological process: regulation of transcription by RNA polymerase II. Lineage: Eukaryota; Metazoa; Cnidaria; Anthozoa; Actiniaria; Aiptasiidae. Gene Ontology annotation, cellular component: nucleus. The record is from RefSeq and is a predicted model, not a curated record. The transcript is spliced from 10 exons. Gene Ontology annotation, molecular function: transcription cis-regulatory region binding.
AAGACGGAGCGUCUUGUUGUCUUGUGUCGGCCAUCACAUAAAAAGUGAACCUCGAGUUAGAAGUUUUCUUCUCGUAUUUUGAAAAGGAUUUUAUUCCCUGAUCUCCACCACAAGCUGGAAGGGAGGGAAGAAACAGUAUUGGAGCGACUCACAUGGCCCAGGGAUCAGAGGAGCCCCCGUUCUUACGAGUAGGCACCGAAGUUAGUGCUAAAUAUCGUGGAGCAUUCUGUGAAGCAAGCAUCAAGACGGUAAAGAAGCAUGUGAAAUGCAAGAUACAGUACAAAGACAACUCCACAGCUACUCUUACUGAUGAUGUAGUCAAAGGAGAUUUGAAGAUUGGCUCUGAUGUUGUGGUGAAAACUCUAGAUGGGCGAUUAAUGGAUGGAGUUAUCAUAAAACUCACAGAUGCCAGUACAUAUACUGUUGUCUUUGAUGAUGGAGACGAGAGAACUCUAAGGAGAACAUCCCUCUGUCUGAAAGGAGGGAGGCAUUUUAAUGAAAGUGAAACCUUAGAUCACCUACCCCUUACUGACCCAGAAAACUUUGGUACACCAGUCAUACAGAAUGGGAAAAAGAGAAAGAAAAGAAGACCUAGRGCACAGCAAUCAAGUUUUGAAGAUGGUGAUUCUGAGAAAGAAGAAGGUUCUCCCAUCCCAACUAAAAAGAAAUGUUCCUAUAAUGAUAGUAUAUUAGGCAAGGUCAUUAUUGUAGAYCGAGGUGCACGCAGGAAAUCUCAUUGGUUCCCUGCAUUGGGAGUGAGUCCAAGCCAAGAGAAUUUGAUGUACAUCAAGUCAAAYGAUCAAUGCUUAGCUCGUUCUUUCAAAGAUGGAAACUAGUAAGUGAUAACAAUGUUCCCAGUGCAUAUCAAGUAAUAUACAUCUAGUCUUUGGAUUAUGGAUUAUGAAGGAAAAAAACAUUCUCAUAUCAGACCGUACUCGGGGUUUUGAAUAGUGGAAAAUAUCACUUUUUAUUGCUUAUUUAAUCACCAUUUUUGUGAUGAAAUUAUGUGCGGUUUUCUGCAGGUGUAGAACCUCCCAUUAUUUUUCCCAUGCCAGCUGUCUGUUUUUUGUUUUUACUGAGAACCCUGCCUACACACUCUCUGUCAGAGACAGGAAAAACUUAUUAAGUGAGAAAAAGUUAUUUUUU